Molecule: messenger RNA, 879 nt
Organism: Haliotis rubra (blacklip abalone)
Lineage: Eukaryota; Metazoa; Mollusca; Gastropoda; Lepetellida; Haliotidae
Product: anti-sigma-I factor RsgI6-like
Exons: 7
Coding region: 305-805 (166 amino acids)
Biological process (GO): carbohydrate metabolic process
Molecular function (GO): hydrolase activity, hydrolyzing O-glycosyl compounds
Source: RefSeq, a predicted model, not a curated record
GAGCUCAAGUCUCUCAUGGCGACACAAUGAAUCCAGGGGGUUGUAGGGGACUGAAGGGGAAACUCCAACACUGGGACGUGAACAACGAGAAUCUUCAUGGCGACUUCUACGAACAGAAACUCAAAGACCCCAACAUCACCAUGUGGAUGUUCAGAGAGACACAUAAAGCAGACCCAGCUGUUAAACUCUUCCUCAACGACUACAACAUCGUCAACAGCCAUUAUGACACAUUCGCAUAUCUGGAUCAGGCCACGACGUUUCGGAAGUCCGAGUACCUGUUGGUGGUGUUGGGAUACAGAGUCACAUGAGGCCCCCAGUCGACAUCGCUGCCGUCAAGUUCCGUCUGGACCAAGUUGCCAAAGCAGGCCUACCCAUCAUGAUCACAGAGCUGGAUGUGGACACAGCGGACGAGCAGGAGAAGGCACGCAUCUACGAGGAUCUCUACCGUCUGUACUACAGUCAUCCCGCCGUCGAAGGAGUCGUGCAGUGGCAUUUCUGGAGCGGAAGGACCUGGAGGCCACAGGCAGUGCUGGCGGACGGACCAAAUAUCACUCCGAACGCUGCGGGCAAGAUAGUUCGCCAGCUGGUGUGGGGUGACUGGAGGACCAACCAGACCCUCCCGAUAUCACGUGACCAAGACAUUAACGCACGGGCCUUCAAGGGAGUGUACAAGCUGAGAGUGAAGCAUCAUGGGACGGUUAUCCGGGAGGAGGACUUCACUCUGGGACAGGCGGGGGUGGACCUCACUGUGUCUCUCAGCGGAACAGGAACACAACCCCAGGUGUCCCAGGUUAUAAUCGGGUGAACACCGACACGGGUGUCCUUUUAUCAUCACACGCUCUACUGACUCGAAUUCCCUGAAUAAAUACAUCUACAGAA